Molecule: messenger RNA, 999 nt
Organism: Lathyrus sativus (Indian pea)
Lineage: Eukaryota; Viridiplantae; Streptophyta; Magnoliopsida; Fabales; Fabaceae
Source: the annotation of a GenBank genome assembly
AUGGUAUCCGAAUCGGAACUCAUCGACCGCAUCCGCGAGUUCCUCCGUAGCUCCGACCUCAACACCACCACAACCUCCACCGUCCGCCGUCAGUUAGAGACCGAUUUCGGAAUCGAUUUGUCUAAUCGAAAAGCAUUCAUUAGAGAGCAGGUAGACUCGUUUCUUCAGAGCGUUAACCAACAACAAGAAGAUGAACCAGAAAACGACGACGUAGCAGAAGAUGCGGAUAAACCAGAACCAAGCCAAGGUUCUGGUUCAAAGGAAGAAACCAAAGAAGAAAAAGAAGUUGAAGAAGAGGAUGAUAAUGAGGAAGAGGCGGAAGAAAAACCCAAGCGAACCAGAAGUGAGAAGAAGGGGAAGAAGAAGAACAAGAAGAGUAAAAAACGAUCUAACAAGUCAGGUGAUGAGGUAGUAAAGAAAAAAGGUGGUGGCGGUUUUUCUAAAAUUUGUAGCCUGUCUCCACAACUUCAGAAAUGCCUUGGAGCACCAGAGAUGUCUAGGUCUGAGGUUGUUAAGCAACUGUGGGCCUAUAUUAGGGAGAAAAAUUUGCAAGACCCAGACAAUAGGCGAAAAAUCAAUUGUGAUGAACCACUGCGUGCUCUUUUCGGUGUCAAUUCCAUCAAUAUGUUCCAAAUGAAUAAAGUAUUGGCAAAGCAUAUCUGGCCACUGGACUCAGAUGAUGUUAUCCAGGUGAAGUCGGCACCAAAGGAAAAGCAGAAGCGAAAGAGAGAAGAUGAUGAUGAGCCGAAAGGAAGAAAAGGUAUUCUUGCUCCAGUUCAACUAUCUGAUGCCCUUGCGAAGUUCCUUGGAGAAAGUGAAUUAUCAAGAUCUGAAGUCAUUAAAAGGAUGUGGGAUUAUAUAAAAAGAAACAACCUUCAGGAUCCUUCUGACAAGAGGCAAAUAAUAAGCGACGAAAAGUUGAAAGAACUCUUUGGUGUUGACUCCUUCAAUGGCUUCACCAUUACCAAACUUUUGGUGCCUCAUUUCAUAAAGUCAUAG